Molecule: messenger RNA, 2982 nt
Organism: Sphaerulina musiva SO2202
Lineage: Eukaryota; Fungi; Ascomycota; Dothideomycetes; Mycosphaerellales; Mycosphaerellaceae
Exons: 3
Coding region: 2080-2982 (300 amino acids)
Cellular component (GO): plasma membrane
Molecular function (GO): acetate transmembrane transporter activity
Source: RefSeq, a predicted model, not a curated record
CCGCCGACAACUACGACGACGACGACGAUGACAUUUCCACGCUCCCUUACCCAACCGAACUCCCUCGAUCAGACUUCCUGCAGCCUCAGUUUGACGCUCAAACAUACCUCUCCUCUCUCCGAAACCGCCAUCAAACCCUGGAAGACUUGCGUUCAGAUCUGCGAUCGAGGAGUCAACUGCUAAACAAGGAGCUACUGGAUCUGGUGAAUGGGAAUUAUGAAGAGUUUCUAUCUCUAGGGGCCGAUCUCAAAGGAGGCGAGGAGCAGGUGGAAGGUGUGAGAGUGGGCGUUUUGGGGUUUGGGAGGGAGGUGGAAGGCAUCAAGAAGGAUGUCCAGGAGCGAAAGGACGAGGUCAAAGGACUGCUGGACGAGAAAAAGAAUAUUCGGCGGGAAGUGGUGAUUGGGCGGCUGCUGCUGGAUAUCAACGAGAGGUUGUCCGAGCUUGAGAGCAGUUUGGGAAUCAACAUGGAUGCUGAAGAAGAGGAGGAGGAUUUUGACGAUGAUGGGGACGCCGGAGACGACGAUAGUGAUGCUACUACACUUGGAAGAGCGCAGUUGAGGCGGUUGCAGAGACAUGCCGAGCAGUUUCUCAUGGUGGAGAGGUUGAUUGAACGGAUUGGUCCAGAUCAUCCCUUUCUCGUUGCGCAAAAGGGACGACUGGAUGAGAUCAGAAAGACCCUACUGCUAGAUCUCGCGACUGCGCUACGUCAAGCAAAGGCGGACAAGUCCUCGGAAAGUGUGCUGCUUGCUAUGAAGCUCUACUCUGACCUUGGCGCCGAGGCGGAUAGCGUGAAGGUGUUGAAAGCUGGAUGAGGAUGUGGUUCCAAGGCUUGGGCCGUGAUCGAUACCUGCCCCAUUCUUUCGCGACAAUCGGGAUGCCAGAUCGGAGGCUAUUGAGAUCUUCCUCUCCGCAUUACCACUUUCGCCCGAAGCCCCUUGGAGAGCAAAAUGGUUUCGCGAUGAUCUCAUGCGAUAUUGCGAGUCGCUGUACACUACGGAGAGAUGCUUCCUCCAAGAAGAAGACGAAACGUGCGACUGCGGAUGCGAUUUCACCAGAACCUGAUAGUGGAGAUGAGAUCGUUAUGGGCAGUGAUGGCGAUGGUCUCGACAGUGGUGAUGCAUCUGAUAGAGGAGAAAGUUUUCCAGACGCUUUUCCAACCCGUACUCCCUUUGCAACACGAUAUUUGCGUAGUCCGGCUCCGGACAAUACGCCCGGGGCUGGUGACCAAUAUGGUGUUCCCCUUGACUUGACAAUACACGUCUCACGCCUGAGUUUUGAGAGGCAACGCGAGAAUUUUCGAUCUGAAAGGCAUUAUUUUCAGGCUACACGGGCGAGGUAGGAGCAGCUUUUGCGGCGAGUGCAUGUGAUUAUACAAAGGAUGAGUACGAUGGGGUGGAUGGAAGGCUGAUCAACAUCGCCCACCAUAGAUGGACGACACACACGUGGAACGAGACGGCGAGCAAGUCACAUCAUCAGGAGAUCAUGUUGAUCCUCCAGCUUGCAUAUAUCCAGCAAGGCCAUCCGCGCCUCAAGAGUUCUGCCUCUCGGAAGACUUGCCGCAUUGUGAGCGUACAUGUCCCUCCAUGUGUUCGUCGUGUGACAGACAAGUGCGCCUUCAAUCGAUGCCGACGGGGACACCGUGAAACGCGAAUGUUGUCCAAAUGUAACAGCCAACCUUUACAAACUCGCAGACUCGACAAUCCUUGAGUUGCACUCGGAUGCUCUGAGCACUCUUAACGCCGACGAGGUAAUACGAACUGACGAUGACAACAAGAAUCGUCUCGUUUUAUCCCUACGUUGAUCCCCGAGCCAAGUAGUACGGCUAGACCAAGCAGAGAAGUCUUCUCUGUGUGUCGAAUUGUAAGACUGCCAGCACAUAGGCUAUGUUGUAAACGUGUGACUGUGUCUGCCGAGUCUGCCGACAUCACUGGUGGCUAGUCGUAGCCGAACCCGCAACUGCGCAAUCGACACAGCAUUGAUCAGCAGGAUGAUAUAAGAAAUCCAACUCGGCCAUCGUGGUCUACGACUUCAAGCAGAAGACCACUACAUUCCCCCUUGAUCUCCUUUCGACCAGUCGCCAUGUCAGACACGCAAGACUUGGUAACGUCAGAUACGCAAGACUACGAGAAGGAUAUGCCACCGCUACGGCGCCACUCUCCCAAACCGCACAGGAGCGUCAAUUGGCAAUUCAAUCCCAACCCGGUCAGUGCUGUCGAGGACGUGGCCAUUCCUCGAGCGGUACUCGAAAAGAUCUAUCUCAGUCCUCCAACCGACGUCAAAGGGGACUUCCGAAACACAUUCGCCAAUCCCACACCCCUAGGCCUUGUCGGGUUCCUCGUCGCCACCAUGCCCGUAGCCUUCCAACUCAUGGGCUGGCACCAUUCGGGCGGCGGAGGAGCUGCAACUGUAGCUCUCUCCUUUUACUUUGGCGGCAUCCUCCAGCUCAUCGCCAGCGUCAUGGAGUGGUUUCUCGGCAACACACUCUCCUUCCUCAUCUUCGGAGCCUUUGGCGCCGCAUGGCUCGCACUCUCCAGCAGUUCCAUGUUCAACGCCGAAGGAGCCUACACGGCCCUCGCGCACACGCCCACCGAAGUCGCCGCAGCCGAAGCAGAGUUCAAUUCCAGUUUCGCGUUUGGCUUGAUCACUUUUGGACUCUUGACUCUGACAUUUGCCUUUUGCGCCCUCCGCACCAAUGUCAUCUUUGUGUUUUGUUUCUUCCUCGUCACAGUGGCGAUAUUCAUUUUUGCGGCUUCGUACUGGGCACUGGCGGAUGGUCAUACCGACGUCGCCAUCGAGAUGCAGAAAGUGGUGGGAGCCAUGUUUUUCGUCUGUUGCAUUUGUGGUUGGUACCUGCUCGUGGCGAAUUUGUUGGAAGUGCUCGAGUUCGGCUUCUCCUUGCCGAUUGGCAAUUUGAGUGACAAGCUGGGAAGAGUUGGGAAGGGCAAGAUGCCGAUUUAUCGCGAUCGUUCGAAGAGUGUGUGA